This is a messenger RNA of Harpegnathos saltator (Jerdon's jumping ant), 927 nucleotides long. RefSeq names its product polymerase delta-interacting protein 2-like. NCBI's taxonomy places the organism in Eukaryota, Metazoa, Arthropoda, Insecta, Hymenoptera, Formicidae. Bases 188 to 919 code for a protein of 243 amino acids. The transcript has 5 exons. The record is from RefSeq and is a predicted model, not a curated record. Gene Ontology annotation, molecular function: DNA binding. Gene Ontology annotation, cellular component: mitochondrial nucleoid; nucleus. Gene Ontology annotation, biological process: error-free translesion synthesis.
UUUGCACCUAUUGCCCCCACUUCUGUCAUAUCAGCAAUAUAAACAGUAUAACCUCCGAUAUUCUGAGAUGAUGGGAAAAUAUCAGUAGAAAUGUCGUCACAACAGCGACGACCACUCAUUAUUUUUCAUCUCGCAACGUAAAUCUCUUCGACACGUGCCGAAUAUCUGCAAUAUUUUCCCCGUAAUCAUGGAACUUGUGCGUAUUCUCGUCAGCCGCAACCUCAAACGAUCCUUCCUGAAGGCGCCUGAAAGGUUUUGUGUACAACACGCGCGAUACAUCAGAUUAGCAGAGGUUGGUAAAUUGGAAACACCAAAACUACAAGGAAAGUAUGAGACGGGUCAGUUGAUUUUGCACAGAGUCUUUGGUUAUCGUGGCGUAAUUCUCUUUCCAUGGUUAGCCAGAGUAUAUGACAGAGAUAUAUCCAACAAGAAGGAUGAUAAGGAUGACAACAAUUUCAACAAUGUCGGUAAAGAAGUAAAGGGUAGAACGCAUACAUUCUACCAAGUUCUGAUCGAUCAGCGAGAUUGCCCUUACAUACGUGCUCAAACGGAAGCGGUGACCUUCCUGGGCAAUCACGAAAGCAGUCGCAGCUUGUAUGCUAUCCCAGGCUUGGAUUAUGUCGCACACGAGGACGUGUUACCGUACAGCACGAACGAGAAAGCAGCGUUGCAACAUGAAUUGUUCGACAAGUUCCUGACUUACGACCCGGACAAAGAACCGUGCUUCGUAGCGCAAGAGACCCUUCGAGCAUGGCAGAAGAAAAACCAUCCGUGGCUCGAGCUGUCCGAUGUACAUAAGGAAACAACCGAGAAUGUUCGCAUUACCGUCAUACCGUUCUACAUGGGUUGUAGAGAAAGCCAGACGACUUCUGUUUACUGGUGGCGUUACUGUAUUCGACUGGAGAAUUUGGUGAAUUGAGCGUGCAG